CGAGAAACGAAUUUUUAAUUAUCACAUUGGGGAUUUGCGAGCGAGUUGAAAACGAGGCAAACGCGCAACGAUCUCGCCGCGAGCGCGUAACGAUCGCCCACAAAUCGUGAUAAGUCUAGUCUAGAUAAGUCCCUGAGAGCGUGUGUCAAUUUGAACACUUCCCGCUUAGAGCCUUAUCGCUAGUGUGAUAACGCUCACUUCCAUAAGCAUGUAAACUACAUUGGCCUUGCCAAUAACUACACUAAUCCACCUAUCCCAUCCCUGUGGACCUUCUUUUACGCAUAAUUACAAAAAACGCAAAUAUCAACUAAACUACAAUCAUUUUAUACCUACAGCCUCUGUUAAAACCAACACCGGCAACACCUACCCACGAUACGACGUCGUCUCACGUUGCGGCGCCGUGCAACGGUACGGCGUUGUAUCGCGGGGCCAACACAGAUACCCACGAUACGCCGUCGUAUCGUGGGUAUGUGCGUUGGCCCUUAGUUGCACUUAUUACCCUUAGCGACGAGGCCAUCAAGUGACUGACUGCCUGUAAUCUAUAUUUAUAACUGUCUGUAUUCUGUUUUAAACAUUAUGCCAUACGAUUAAAUACAUAAAAGUGGCAAUGAUAUAUUAUUUUAAUUAUAGAAACAAACACCGAAACCUUAUAAGUAUAAGGAAUUACAGUUUCCGACAUAUAAUAUGAAAUUUUCUAAUAUUUCUAUGAAAUUCUAACUUUGUGGAAUUUUUCCGCAAAUUGCACAAUUGCACUUACAUACUUCUGAUUAGGACUUUGUGUUCGUAAUUGUAUUGACAUAAACUAUAAUCAUGAAUGGAAUAAGUAGAACCAGAAAUCAAGUCAGCUAAUAUUUUAAAAACGGUUUGUGGAUUUGAAAGUGUAGACUAAAAAGUUUUAAGUUUAUAAGUAUAGGUACUACAUCAUUGUCUUAAUAAACUAUCAAAUUAUGUGUUUUGGAAAUGCUGCACUUCGACAGAUAUUUUGCCAGACAUCAAAAAGGUUCUACGAUUUUAGAGACAUUCUGUAAAUAGAAGCAUUUGAAAAAGAUGAAUAGAAUACAAACAUUUUUGAUUCCAGAAAGCAACGGCUGAAAAUGGAAAGAGGAACCAAAGAUGGGGGGAAAACCACAACGAUACUGUAUAAGAAAUCUUUGAGUACACUCCGUGGGAGGAAUUCUCGGCCGUCCUCCAUAAGAACCCACAAUUUUCCCAAAAGUGGAACACAUCAUUUGAAACUGCGGACUUCAGGAGAUCACCUAUAUUAUUGCGACGGUACCAAAGUCAAAAGAGACCUCAGCAUCGAAACAGAUGUAUGUAGAAGGAGACGUAACGUCAUAAAUAGAGCAAGUAAAUAUUCGGAUUCUAUAAAAUCCACAUUUGCAGAUGGAGACUCUUGUUGUUGCCUAGAGCCUGAUGCGAAAGCCGUCAAGUUUCAUAAUGUAGACAUUGUGUCACUAAUUGUUGAUAAUUUUAGAGGUUUACUCAAUAAAUGGAUUCGUGAGUACCUUUUAGACAGUUCCGAUAAUUUGCAGAGAAUUGAAGCUAUACGUGAAUCUCUUCUGCAAAAAUUUGAUAAAAAACUAUGUCGAGCUUCAAAAUCUACAUGUAAAAGUAGUUUGGACAGUAGGAGAAAAAGAGUGGGGCGUCAAUAUUUGACAAAAGAUAGCAUACCUAACUGUGAAACUUGCUCAAAUUACACUGUGCCACUACAGAAUAAAAGAUGUGGUCUGAUCUCUUCUCUAAGUCUUCCAAGAAAUAUAAAUAAGCAGAUCAAUGCUUUUAGUAGCAAGAAUAUCUGGGUUCCUUUAAAUAAACAAUCAGAUAUAGCAGAUUCGACUUUAAUUCUAAUUGCAAUGUCGUCUCGGUCGUUUACUAAACGCUGCGCCACUUACAAUGAACCUAAACCUUACAUAGAAAGAAAACGAUCUUUUGUAAACCUUCAAGGAAAAAAAACACUUUACAGAUCGGUGACCAGUGAAGGACCAAUAUUUCUGCGACCUUCAACGGCAAAAGUGGAAACUAUCAGUCUUGUUAGAAAUAUUUAUGGCGAUAGUGAUGUUCAAAUGCAACCCGAAACAAAAAAUGAUAAAGAUACAAUGACUGAUGAGCAUGGUUAUGAAUGUAGGUCAUGCUCUAGAAGUAAUAGCAGCAGGAAGUAUUUAAGAAAAUUAAAAUCGUCUGGCUUAUGUUUAAAUAACAUCAAAUCCAGACAUUUUACGUAUUUGUAUAGAAAAGCAAGCAAAAGGAAUUCACGAAGUAAUGAAUUCAUAAAUCACUUCCAAACAAUAUUAAACUACUUUGAGCAAUACGAAGGGCAAAAAAAUGUAAUACUUGAUGUACAUGUUAACGUCUCACCAGUUGAAAAUCCAGUAUCGUAUCAAGAACACUUAAAUAAAACUUGCAAACAUCAAUUUACCAUUUCACCAAUUAGUAAAGCAAAUUGCGGAUGUUUAGACACUUUAAUGGAAUCCCGGGAAUCAGAAUCCAGUUCGAAAGAUAGUAAAAGUUCUGAAAAUCAUCCGGAGAUAAUAUCACUCUUGGAUGGUUCUGAAAGCAAAGCCAAGUAUAUCGUGGAGAAUGAAAAUAAUUCCGAAGUUGUAGAAAUUGUGGAACCUCAGCAAAUUAAUAAUAAUCCAGAAUCAUCUGCUUCGAAUACUAAUGCAGAAUCCUUUAUUUCGGAUAAUAAAAUAAAUAUCUGUUACCAAAUUGAUUCACUAAAAAAUGUAAUAAAAGGUUUAACAUUGACAGCGGAAAAAUUAAUCAGCGAUCAUAUGCGAGAAAAAACUAAUACUUCAUGUAGGUCAACUCAAGUGGAUGUUUAUCAUUGUCAUGCGGCGGUCGAUACAUUAAUUAAAAGCUUCCCAAAUACAUCAACUCCUAUGAAUUCAAACAAUCAAUCCAGUCAAUCAUAUGCUAUGUGGUAUUCACAGAAUCCUGUGAUAUUUGAUACCGUUCCGGAGAUGACGAAACAAUUGAUGAACGUAGAGAUGGCGAAUUAUAAAACGCCAACAGGAUGUUCGGAUUUAAAAGCUAUACCACAUUCAUCAUCCGUAUGUAAUAAAAACAAUGAUUCGUUCAAGGACUUAAAGCCAGAAGACCAGGAAGACAACUUUUCCAAGUCAAGCUCUAAUCAAUCCAAAGGAAUUCAAUUUUCAUGUAAUAUAGCCGGUAUUAACCCUGGCUUAAAAUUACAGACACAAUCAAAAACCACAAAUCCGUUCCCUAUACUUGUAAAGAAACCUUCAUUCUGUUACAUAGAAAGUGAAUCUCUUCUAAAAGUAACAGACAUGACUUCUAAACCUGAAAUUCCAAUCCCGAAAGCGGUUAAAGAAGUAGGACUUUCUUGUUCUUUUGCUAGUCCUCCUUCACAUUUUGAAAUAAUAGAGGAAAAUGUGGCUCGUAACAUAACACCGUAUACUCGCAGUAGUAUUAAAUUAUAUAGUUGUGGAGAUGGUUUCAGCAAACGUGAAAUCUAUGUAUCUCCCGAGAGAGAACCGCGCUACUCCCAACGUAUACAGAAGACAUCUACAGCCCAAUGUCAAUCUGAAGAGCUUAUGCAACAGUUUCAUAUAAACCAAGAAAGGUCUGAACUGUUAGAUCAAUACGAUCAAAGUGACCAGCUAAAAUCUUCUAAAAACUCGAGGUGCUUAAAAUUUUUCAAGAUAAGUCUCUUCUGUCUUAUACUUUGUGUCCUAGUUGUUGCUGUAACUUUGGUCUCAGUGUACACUGAUAUCAAACAAAUUUGGCAGAGAACGGUAAACAGCAUUUGGACAACGGAAGCUAUUUCGGCAAAAAAUACGUCAGACUUACAUUUAUUACUAUCUGAAUUUGGUUUUUGAUAUUGUUUUGUUUUCGUAAUGAGUAAAUUUUGUUAUUAUGGUUAUGUCCGACUUUUUUUAACAUCCCAACAAAAAUCAGUAUAGCCAUAUUAUAAACUAUUUCUGAAUAUCUUCCCCAAACGAGCUAGUAGUAGGAGAUACUCAGAAACGGGUAUGUUCAAGUAUCUUCUUAUACCUACCCAAAAUAGUUACUAAUACAUUCCUUUGGACUAAUACAUACAAUCGGACAUACUUACGUUUCCAUAUACUCGUACCUAACUUUCUCUUCCAUGAAGAUUAUCUUUAGGAAUAAGUUUUUGGCAAAAAUUUCAUUUUUGGUACAAGCUUUUAAGCUUUGGUACUACUUUUCUUUCCACAGGCAACUAAAAUACCAAAGAGAAUUUGAAAUAGAAGUGUAUUGUCAAAGAAAAUUUUGUAGCCACAGUAAAUGCCACCUUUCGCCUCAUGAUUCAAACUUUUAGAACGCCAUUUGACUUUGAUCCUUAUUAUUUCAGUGAUAUGUGUUAAAUUUGUUAAAUAUCAAAAAGUGACGCCAUCUUACAGGGCAUGGGCUAAACUUUGUGGCGCCGUCGGUCGAAACGAUGCCACCAUACCAUUGGCCUCUGAUUUAUUAAAUUUGGACAACUUUGUUUUAGAAACCCUCACCACCAUUUUCAACAUAUCUUUUAGCGAAAGAACAGGGACCCAGGCUAGCCUACCCAUUAGGUUGGGCGGUCUGGGCAACCGCAAAAUUUCCAGCGUGGCGCUACCCGCUUUCUUGGCUUCGGUACACGGUGCUCAAA
This is a messenger RNA of Cydia pomonella (codling moth), 4621 nucleotides long. RefSeq lists its product as uncharacterized. The record is from RefSeq and is a predicted model, not a curated record. The transcript has a single exon. Bases 1095 to 3839 code for a protein of 914 amino acids. NCBI's taxonomy places the organism in Eukaryota, Metazoa, Arthropoda, Insecta, Lepidoptera, Tortricidae.